Messenger RNA from Penicillium chermesinum, 456 nucleotides. RefSeq names its product proteasome assembly chaperone 4 family protein. The transcript has 2 exons. Bases 1 to 456 code for a protein of 151 amino acids. The record is from RefSeq and is a predicted model, not a curated record. Gene Ontology annotation, biological process: proteasome assembly. Lineage: Eukaryota; Fungi; Ascomycota; Eurotiomycetes; Eurotiales; Aspergillaceae.
AUGGAUGCGGCAUCGAAUGCGGCCAUCCCGCAGACAGAGCUUGUUCCUCCCGGUUUCAAGCCCCAAGAGAUUUCGUUUGCACUUCCAAAAGCACUUCAUACCACAGCACAUAUUCAUUUGACGGCCUUGGAGCGCUGCGCGACGGUCUUCAUCACAACCUCAACUCCUGGAGACUCGGCAGGGUCCUUCAAGCCUCUGGGCAGCUUCGUCUAUGCGAUGCCCGAUCGAACACACUCAAAAUCUACCAUUUCCACAACACUCUACACCGUUCCAUCCAGUAUUGAGUACACAACCCGUGUGGCUAAAAUCAUUGCCCGCCGUAUUGACAAACCUGUCUAUGUCGGAUGUAGUAUCGACCCCAACGGGCUUGGCCUCACAGUGGAGGAGGAAAUGGAAGGACUCAAGAAGAUAGUCGAUGUCAUCGCAGAGAGAUAUACUUCCGGAAGAAAGCAAUAA